GGGGCGUGGCCAAGCGCGUGACCUUCCGGGCAGUUGGGUGUGAGGCGGGGCGUGUGACGUCAGUUCCGCUUCCGCCUGGGCGUUGGGGUGGCGGUGGUGCUGCGGGCCGCCUCUCCGGGCCUGCGCCGCGCUCCCCUCACAGCAAAAUGUCUGGAACUGAUGAUUUUUCGUUGGCAGAUGCUUUACCAGAUCAGUCGCCUGCUAAAACCCCCAAAGUGAACAGCACAAAACCCGGCCAGCAGCCUGGUCAGCCACCGCAGGGUUGGCCGGCUUCGAAUCCGUGGAACAACCCGAGCGCUCCUCCUACAGCCCCGACCGGGCUGCCGCCGAGUACGUCCGCGUCCAGUGUGCCGUUUGGACCUCCGCCAACCGGAAUGUAUCCUUCAAUGCCCCCCGGACCGCCUGCUCCAUUUCCUCCUCCUCCUACCGGACCCACUUGCCCUCCUCCCGGAGGCCCAUAUCCGCCCCCAGCUGUGCCAGGUCCUGUCCCACCAGGGCAAUAUCCUCCACCAAAUAUGCCCUUUCCAGAGCUUCCAAGACCUUACGGUGGUCCGACAGAGCCAGCUGCACCUCCUGCUCCUGUUGGGCCAUGGGGAUCCAUGCCCUCCGGAGCAUGGGGACCAACAAUGGGAGGGCAGUAUCCUGCGCCCAGCAUGCCAUAUCCACCCCCAGGGCCAUAUUCCGCUCCUACCCAGACUCCAGGGGCUGCGCCAACAGUACCGUGGGGGACAGUUCCACCUGGAACAUGGGGACCUUCACCGCCAGGUCCGUUUCCUCCACCUGCAGGAUCAUAUCCAGCUCCGGGACUAUAUCCUACGCCCCCUAAUCCUUUUCAAGUGCCGUCUGGUCCUGCUGGUGCUCCGUCAAUGCCUGGUGGUCCCCAUCCUUACCGUUGAAAACAUUCUGGGCAACAAAAUACUGUAGCUUUCCACCUUCAUCCACUACUUACAGAGAUUUUUACAGUUUUCGUUUCAGUAAUGUUUGGGGCUAUGAAGAAUACUCGCCUCUUGUAUGUGCAUUUGAGGUAUGAAGGAGCAGUUUGCAUCAAUUUACCUUGCUCAUAUGCUGGCAUAAUUGGUUGGUUUCAUGAAAUGAAUUAUGAAGAGCAGAAAUAAAACUUAACAUCUGUGGUUCUUACAUUGGCAAGUAUUCCCUGGAAAAGUGGGAAUUGCCAAGUAAGGAUUAUAAAGAAUCAGGCCGAAGGACUUCAAAAAAGUUCUUAAAUUUCCGUGAAUGCUUUAAGUCUUGUUGCCAGACUCGUGCUGGUCACCGAAUGGGUGGAUAGUCACGUUUGAUCUAAUUUCAGGUUAUUCUAAAAUGUCACUAAAAAGCGUUUCGAGGUUUUUGUCAAGAAAUCUAAUUUUUGACCACGCUACAGUCACUCAAACUAAAGAGACGCAGAGCAUGUGAACUUGAAGGUUUUCUCAGCAUUUUGUAUAUACUCAAAGCGAUUGCUCAGUCUGGGACUGCGGAAGAGAAGAGACACGUUUGAAACACUCGGUCCAACUCGUCAGCACACUGUUGUUCACAAACAGGCGUUUAUGUGCAAGUUAACUAAAUAACCUGGAUGUGCAGUUAACUUUGAAUCAACAAAUGUGAGUUUUAUGCAUGCCGAUGAGGACAUCGUUUUGCCCGUUCUCAUUCUGUGGUGGUUGGAAGUUUGGCUUGGUCUGUGUAAAGAGAACCCGAUUCCCACGUAGAUAAGGUACUUCCCUUUUUCUAACCCGGGUUCUAGUCAUUUAGAAUUGGACUUUGCAAAACUCAGCAGACUUUUUCAGAGUCCCUGGAAACUGAACCUGAGCUUAAAAGAUCAAAACAACCAACCCCAACCUGACAAUUCCCUUCCCAGCUUGGCGUUUAGUUCUAGCAGCUACAAAGAUCCGUCCAGUUGAGAACGAGGAGGUCUCGUUGGAGCUCCGCUGGGUAUUGUAAUUAUUGUAACGGGGAGAAUCCUCCGUUCUCAGCUGGGUGUCUCAUACCUCACCGAGCAAGUGUCAUUUGGGAGUCCCUGAAUGUCUAGAAGCCUGCGCACUGCCAUAAGUUAUCUUAUUCUUGCCAUAUCUGUGCAAAGAGCACACAAGGGGUUCGCUGCGACGCUGGUUUAGCGUUGCUGAGACACAGCCAUGUGUCGGCGACCGUUUCUGCCAUUUUUCAUGGUGCUUCGUAGCCCAGACUUUGACCACGGACAGUUUGUUUCGUCCCCAGCUGGGGGUAUCCUCACUUAGCCUCUGCAGGUAGAAUUAGGGACAAAUUUUUGCUUAACGCGCUAGCUCGUUAGGGAGUCUUUGUAUCAUGGAACUGUGAAAGCGAGUUCAUUCUUUUGCAGUACCUUAUCGUGGCUUCCUGCAUGCGUGUGAUGGACUUCUUAAAGAAAACAAAUGGGGUGACCUGGUGGUGACGUUUGUGAGUAGUCUUGGCCUUUAUGGCAAAGUCCUGCAAUUAUUUUUGCAGAAGAAAACGGUCAGCUUAGCGGUGGCUGUUUUAAUCUAAUGUUAUGAAAGCUAAUAGCAAAGGUACGUGUAUUUUUUUUGUUAGUUUGUUUUAGGAAGGCAAUACCCGAGCUGAACAAAGAUACCAUUUCAGCCUAAAGCAGAGCAUCUGUAACCCUAGAAAUAGGGACCAAAAGUCCAAGCUUUCAUUAACCUUAAUCCCCAGUUGCUCCCCCAAACAACAAAUUUAGCUUUGAUCUUGGCAAGACGGGCUAAAAUUAAACAGAUCAUUGACCGCAUUUGCUCAAGUGCUUCUUUUUUUUGAUACCUGCAGCCUUAGGUUAUACAGCGAUGUGAUGAAAACACAUUUAUUCCAAAUGAGUGGCUUAUGCAGUAGCAGCGCUCCAGUCUGACAUUGCACUGGCCGGAUGUCUUUGUGCGGAACGGGAAGAGGCAGCAAAGGGUAAAGCAAACGUAGCAAAUGAUGAUUUUUGGAAAGGGCAUUUGUGAAAGUAACUAGACUUCUAGGUUCUUCCUGAAAUAGGCAGGAUUUAUUACUGGAACACUUAGGCUAAAAUUCAGUAUAUAUGGGAUGUUUUUUCAAUGUAUAUUCGUAUUUCUUGAGGUCAUGAAAACUGUUUCAUAACCCCUUUGUUUUUGUGAGCAAAGUUCUUUGCAUAGCAGUGAAAAGGGUAUAUACCUGUUAAUCUAUUGUGUAAAAACUCAAGGUGUCACUAUAUACCGUGUAGUAACUUUAUCACGUUAUGUCAAGUGUGAGCAACUUCUGGCCUGAAGCUUUUGCAAUGGAAUUUGUACAUUUCUAUGCAUCAUUUGAGUUAAAUUGCUGAGAAGUUCAUUUUGACUUGUGCUUUGAGAUCGACAUACUGCAUUUGUUUACAAUAUGGAAUAUAAGCAAUCACAUCUUUAAAGUAUAGAUUAUCACCUGCUGCUGUAUUUUCUUUAGAUGAAACAAAUAUUGCUGUAUGAUAGUGAGAAGCUAUAAAUACAGGAUUUGAUAUUUUUUUGAAAAUGCUGUCACUUUUGUAUAAGAUUAGACAUUAAACGUAUUUUCAAGAC
Messenger RNA from Columba livia (rock pigeon), 3506 nucleotides. It is a transcript of the gene MAPK1IP1L, whose product is annotated as mitogen-activated protein kinase 1 interacting protein 1 like. The coding region runs from base 147 to 896 and encodes 249 amino acids. NCBI's taxonomy places the organism in Eukaryota, Metazoa, Chordata, Aves, Columbiformes, Columbidae. The record is from RefSeq and is a predicted model, not a curated record. The transcript has 4 exons.